CCCGGGGACGAAGGCUCGGGAAGCGCGCGGGGAACAAGACCGAAGGAAGGAGCGGGAAGGAGAGCGCAGCCGCCGCCGGGCCCUGCGCGCCCCGGGAGCGCCGCGCGGCCCUGCCCGCGGGCUCCGGGUGUCCGCGGGGCGGCGCCGCGGAACAUGACGGCGCCCUGGGCGGCCCUCGCCCUCCUCUGGGGAUCGCUGUGCGCCGGUUCCGGGCGCGGGGAGGCCGAGACGCGGGAGUGCAUCUACUACAACGCCAACUGGGAGCUGGAGCGCACCAACCAGAGCGGCCUGGAGCGCUGCGAGGGCGAGCAGGACAAGCGGCUGCACUGCUACGCCUCCUGGCGCAACAGCUCAGGCACCAUCGAGCUGGUCAAGAAGGGCUGCUGGCUGGACGAUUUCAACUGCUACGACAGGCAGGAGUGCGUGGCCACCGAGGAGAACCCCCAGGUGUACUUCUGCUGCUGUGAAGGCAACUUCUGCAACGAGCGCUUCACCCACCUGCCCGAGGCGGGCGGCCCGGAAGUCACGUACGAGCCACCCCCGACAGCCCCUACCCUGCUCACUGUGCUGGCCUACUCGCUGCUGCCCAUCGGGGGCCUCUCCCUCAUUGUCCUGCUGGCCUUCUGGAUGUACCGGCAUCGCAAGCCCCCCUAUGGCCACGUGGACAUCCAUGAGGACCCUGGACCUCCACCCCCAUCCCCUCUGGUGGGCCUGAAGCCACUGCAGUUGCUGGAGAUCAAGGCUCGGGGGCGCUUUGGCUGUGUUUGGAAGGCACAACUCAUGAACGACUUUGUGGCUGUCAAGAUCUUCCCACUCCAGGACAAGCAGUCGUGGCAGAGUGAACGGGAGAUCUUCAGCACACCUGGCAUGAAGCAUGAGAAUCUGCUGCAGUUCAUUGCCGCUGAGAAGCGAGGCUCAAACCUGGAGGUGGAGCUGUGGCUCAUCACGGCCUUCCACGACAAGGGCUCCCUCACGGAUUACCUCAAGGGGAACAUCAUCACAUGGAAUGAACUGUGUCACGUGGCAGAGACAAUGUCAAGAGGCCUCUCAUACCUACACGAGGACGUGCCCUGGUGCCGUGGCGAGGGCCACAAACCGUCUAUUGCCCACAGGGACUUUAAGAGCAAGAAUGUAUUGCUGAAGAGUGACCUCACGGCCGUGCUGGCUGACUUCGGCCUGGCUGUUCGGUUUGAGCCAGGGAAACCUCCGGGGGACACUCAUGGGCAGGUGGGCACACGGCGGUACAUGGCCCCUGAGGUGCUUGAGGGAGCCAUCAACUUCCAGAGAGACGCCUUUUUGCGCAUCGACAUGUACGCCAUGGGCCUGGUGCUGUGGGAGCUCGUGUCCCGCUGCAAAGCUGCCGAUGGACCUGUGGACGAGUACAUGCUGCCUUUUGAGGAAGAGAUUGGCCAGCACCCGUCACUGGAGGAGCUGCAGGAGGUGGUCGUGCACAAGAAGAUGCGGCCUGCCAUCAAGGAUCACUGGCUGAAACACCCGGGCCUGGCCCAGCUCUGCGUGACCAUCGAGGAGUGCUGGGACCACGACGCAGAGGCUCGUCUGUCCGCGGGCUGCGUGGAGGAGCGGGUGUCCCUGAUCCGGAGGUCUGUCAAUGGCACUACCUCGGACUGUCUUGUCUCCCUGGUGACCUCCGUCACCAAUGUGGACCUGCCCCCGAAGGAGUCGAGCAUCUAAGCCCAGGACAUGAGUGGAUCUCCAGACUCAGUGGAUCUGAAGAGGAAAGGAAAAAAAAAAAGUUGUGUUUUGUUUUGGAAAUCCCAUAAUACCAACAAACACGUAAAAUGCAGCUGCUA
Messenger RNA from Balaenoptera musculus (blue whale), 1811 nucleotides. RefSeq names its product activin A receptor type 2B (gene ACVR2B). Gene Ontology annotation, cellular component: activin receptor complex; plasma membrane. Gene Ontology annotation, molecular function: ATP binding; activin receptor activity; activin binding. The record is from RefSeq and is a predicted model, not a curated record. Bases 154 to 1692 code for a protein of 512 amino acids. NCBI's taxonomy places the organism in Eukaryota, Metazoa, Chordata, Mammalia, Artiodactyla, Balaenopteridae. Gene Ontology annotation, biological process: cellular response to growth factor stimulus; activin receptor signaling pathway; protein phosphorylation. The transcript is spliced from 11 exons.